This is a messenger RNA of Cicer arietinum (chickpea), 938 nucleotides long. Its product is annotated as putative axial regulator YABBY 2. The record is from RefSeq and is a predicted model, not a curated record. NCBI's taxonomy places the organism in Eukaryota, Viridiplantae, Streptophyta, Magnoliopsida, Fabales, Fabaceae. Gene Ontology annotation, biological process: abaxial cell fate specification; multicellular organism development; cell fate commitment. Gene Ontology annotation, cellular component: nucleus.
CCUUAUAAAUCCACUAAGCACACACACUCUCUCUCUCUCAAAGGACAAUCACAUUUAGAAAGAGAGAAAAGAAAAAUAAUGUCAAUGGACAUGAUGGCAACAGAACGUGUUUGUUAUGUUCACUGCAACUUCUGCAACACCAUUUUAGUGGUGAAUGUUCCAUAUAGCAGUUUGCAAACCAUGGUUACAGUUAGAUGUGGACAUUGUGCUAAUUUGCUAUCAGUUAACAUGGUUGCAUCACUUCAACCAUUUUCUCCUCCACUCCCUCAGCAAAUAGUUCUUGAAGAACCAAGCAACAAGGAAAUGGGAUCAUCUUCAAAAUGCAACAAAAUAGCAUCAACAUUUGAACCAGUAGUAGAGCAUGAACAACCUAGGAUUCCUCCCAUUCGUCCUAUAGAGAAAAGACAUCGGGUUCCUUCUGCUUAUAACCGGUUCAUUAAAGAAGAAAUUCAAAGGAUUAAGGCCAGUAAUCCAGAUAUCAGCCACAGAGAGGCUUUUAGCUCAGCAGCAAAAAAUUGGGCACAUUUCCCCCAUAUUCAUCACUUUGGCAAGCAACAAGCAAAAUUGGACCAUGGCGAAGCAACUCAUGAAAAGUCUAAUGGAUUCUACUGAUAUAUAAAUAUGGUAGUAUGUGAGUAUCAACCUGAUUUUUCUAUGCUUCACCUAAAUCAGUGAAUAUUCAUGAGCUUCAUCAUAUAUUUCUAAAUCCUUAGUCAAAGAUUGGAGACAACUUCUCUUCACCAAUAUUUAAAAGAGUUACUAUAUUAUAUGUGCUUUCCUUUUUCUAUCUUCGUCAUCAAAUUGUUUCUAUUUUUGUGUAUUGCAUUUAUUUUAUAUAUAUGUAUUGAACUCUAUCAUGUACUUUAGUGAACAACACAUUAUAUAUAUAUAUAUAUAUAUUAGGAGACAAGUCAAUGAAGUGGCUAAUGUGUUAACAA